UAGAGACUCAUAGUUAAAUGACCAAAAAAAAAAAAGGAAAAAGAAAACAGUGUCCAGAAGGUGGUGCAUACUGUUUUCUUCUUCUUGCUUUCAUCAACAACUUUUUGCAGUUUUGAGUGUGUUUGUUGUGUGUGUGAGAGAGAGAGGAAUCCAAUUCUUUUGUACAAAGACACCACCUUUUUGGGUCUUUUAGUACUGUAAAAUAAAGAGGGUUGCACCAAAAAAAUAUCAUAAGUGCAUUUUGACAAGCUAAAAAAAGAGGAAGAAAAAAAAGGGUAUUCUUGAAGCCAUUGUUUUUGUUUUAUUUGAGAAAGAGAAUCUAAACUUAAGAUAUUCAUAGUGGGAAUCUUUUCGUUCUCUAAUUUUUUUUUUUAAAAAAAGAAAGACCAUUCUUUGGUUUUCUUGAAAUUAAAGGUAAGGUCUUUUUCACUUUGUACCAUUAAACCCCUCAGCUAAAUUAGCAGCUAAUAAUUUUUUUAUGAGUGUUAUAUGGUGUUCUUUUACCUCUCAAGUCUUUGUUGCAUGACCAUCCAUUUUCUUGUUUUUGGUGGGGUGUAAAUGUUUCUAUUUCUCUUGGCAAGUGUAGUACUCUUUGUUCAACCAAUUUUUUUUUUUUGUUGCUUGAAGGAAUAAUUUUUUGCAUUUCAGUUUUUUUUGCUAGGAUUUUAACAUGUGGGGUAUUUGGUCUGUUUCUUGGUUGCCCUUUUGAGGUACAUCCUUCUUGGAGCUUUAGUUUUUUACAGUGUGAUUUUUGCAUUUGCCAUCAGAUUUAACCUCCAGGGUGGUGGCUAGACUUCUGCAGAUUGUUACUAUAUCUGUUUGUGUUCAGAUUUUUUAGGUUGUUUAUCAAAGUUCAGAAGUUUGGUUCAUGUUUUUGAUUUUCAUUUUGUCUUGUUGUGCUUUAGUUUAAGCUGCUUUUAAUUUUCUUUAUAGCUGUAAUUAUUUGUGGGGUGUUCCCCUUCUGGUUUCAUCUUUAUUGCUAUGAUUAUUCAGUCUUUUUAUGGACCAUAUAGUGGGCCCAUUGCUAUAUUUCCAUGAUUUGAUUCUGUUUCUUGCUUAUUUUCUGUUUUCAAUCUUUUCUUUCCAUGCAUUUUCUAGUAAAACUUGAGUUAAUAAGUUGAACAUAGGAGAUUUUUUAAUUUUUUUUUUUUUUUGAUUGUAGGAAAAAGAGAAAAAGAGAUACUCCAUUAGCAAAGAAAAAUGGUUUCAAGGUCAUAUUCCAACUUACUAGAUCUUACUUGUGGUGAUUCGCCAACGUUUGGGCGAGGGGGUAGGAAGCUUUCGAGGGUAGCAACUGUAGCUGGGGUUUUAUCUGAGCUUGAUGAUGAAAGUAGAAGUAAUGCUUCUGAUGCUCCAUCAUCAGUUACUCAAGAGAGGAUGAUAAUUGUGGGGAAUCAACUUCCUCUUAGAGCUCAUAGGAGAAAAGAUGGUGAGGAAGGUUGGAACUUUAGUUGGGACGAGGAUUCGCUUCUUUUACAGCUUAAAGAUGGUCUUGGUGAAGAUGUAGAAGUGAUUUAUGUUGGUAGCCUUAAAGAAGAAAUUGACCUGAGUCAACAAGAUGAUGUUGCCCAAACAUUGCUCGAAACGUUCAAAUGUGUACCAGCUUUCAUACCACCUGAGUUAUUCAGUAAAUUCUAUCAUGGUUUCUGCAAACAGCAUUUAUGGCCUUUGUUUCACUACAUGCUUCCGCUGUCUCCAGAUCUUGGUGGUCGAUUUGAUCGUUCGUUGUGGCAAGCUUAUGUCUCAGUGAACAAAAUCUUCGCAGACAAAGUAAUGGAAGUCAUUAGUCCUGAUGAUGAUUUUAUUUGGGUUCAUGAUUAUCAUUUAAUGGUGUUACCAACAUUCUUGAGGAAGAGGUUUAACAGAGUGAAGCUCGGAUUCUUCCUCCAUAGCCCGUUUCCAUCGUCUGAGAUAUACCGGACUUUGCCUGUAAGGGAUGAAAUUCUACGAGCACUCUUGAACUCUGACUUGAUAGGCUUUCAUACCUUUGAUUAUGCAAGACAUUUCCUUUCAUGUUGUAGCAGAAUGCUUGGGAUUUCAUAUCAAUCCAAACGUAGUUAUAUAGGAUUAGAGUACUAUGGCCGCACUGUUAGCAUUAAGAUUCUGCCAGUUGGAAUACAUAUGGGUCAACUUCAAUCAGUGCUGGACCUUCAAGAGACAGUAACCAGGGUUGCAGAGCUGCGAGAUAAAUUCCAUGGUCGGACAAUUUUACUUGGAGUUGAUGACAUGGAUAUAUUCAAAGGAAUAAGCUUGAAACUUUUAGCCUUUGAGCUCUUGCUCACUCAGCAUCCUGAACAGCGGGGUAAAUUGGUCUUGGUUCAAAUUGCAAAUCCUGCCAGAGGCCGAGGAAAAGAUGUGCAGGAAGUCCGGGCUGAAACUUAUGCAACUGUAGAUAGAAUUAAUCAGAAAUUUGGAAGUACUGGAUAUGAACCAGUUAUCUUGGUUGAUAAGCCUCUUCAGUUUUACGAGCGCAUUGCUUACUAUGCUAUUGCAGAGUGCUGUCUUGUUACUGCAGUAAGGGAUGGAAUGAAUCUAAUACCUUAUGAAUAUGUUAUAUGCCGGCAAGGAACAGAUAGGCUGGAUGCUACCUUAGGACUGAACCCCACAGCACCGAAGAAGAGCAUGUUAGUGGUUUCUGAGUUUAUUGGUUGCUCUCCAUCUCUCAGUGGUGCAAUAAGGGUCAACCCCUGGAAUAUUGAUGCUGUUGCUGAAGCUAUGGAUUCUGCUUUAGUUGUCUCCGAGGCAGAGAAGCAAAUGCGUCAUGAGAAGCACUAUAGAUAUGUGUGCACUCAUGAUGUGGCAUAUUGGGCUCAGAGCUUUUUGCAAGAUCUUGAAAGAGCAUGUAGGGAUCAUUUGAGAAGGAGGUGUUGGGGUAUUGGAUUUGGCUUAGGAUUCCGUGUGGUUGCUUUGGAUCCGAGCUUCCGGAAACUGUCAGUUGAGCAUAUUGUAUCUGCUUACAAAAGGACCAACAAUCGUGCAAUUCUUUUGGAUUAUGAUGGUACAAUGACAGUGAGAAACUCUAUCAGCCAGGGUCCAAAUGCAGAGGUUAUUAGUAUCUUAAAGAACUUGUGCAGGGAUCCAAAGAAUAUUGUGUACAUCGUUAGUGGAAAAGAAACAAAAACCUUAACUCAGUGGUUUUCUUCGUGUGAAACACUAGGACUUGCAGCAGAGCAUGGCUAUUUUGUGAGGCCAAACCGUGAUGCCAAGUGGGAAACAUGUGUUGCAGUGGGAGAUUUUUAUUGGAAGCAGAUCGCUGAGCCUGUAAUGAGCCUCUACACAGAAACCACUGAUGGUUCUUUCAUAGAUAGCAAGGAAAGCACGCUUGUUUGGAAUUACCAAUACGCAGAUCCAGAUUUUGGCUCAUGUCAGGCAAAAGAGCUUCUAGAUCACUUGGAAAGCGUUCUUGCAAAUGAACCGGUUACAGUUAAGAGUGGCCAUGACAUUGUAGAAGUGAAGCCUCAGGGUGUCAACAAAGGUCUUGUAGCAGUACGUCUCCUAGAAACAAUGCAGCAGAAAGGAACGCCACCAGAUUUUGUGCUCUGCAUAGGGGAUGAUCGAUCAGAUGAGGAUAUGUUCGAGGUGAUAAUGAGUGCUGUCGCAAGUGCCUCACUUUCCCCCGUGGCUGAAGUGUUUGCUUGCACAGUUGGCCAGAAACCAAGCAAGGCUAAGUAUUAUUUGGAGGACACUACGGAGAUUCUAAGAAUGUUGCAGGGCCUUGCUUCUGCGUCUGAGCAUUCUGCUAAACAUGUUUCGGUAUCUCCUCAGCGCGUAAUCAUCGACAGAGAAUAGGAAGAUCAAAAACACACAACAUUGAUUUUCCUUUCCUUGGGGUAUUCUGUCUCCUAGAAAUAGGAUUUUUCUUUUGUUUGCUGAUUGGUUUAAGGUAUGUUUGGUGUCAACUUCUACUGGAAAUUUAAUCAUAGAUAGAAGAUGUAAAAAUAGCUAAUUCAUUUACUGCAGCUUCGUGGACCAUCUUUUAUUUUUAUUUUAUUGGUCAUGUUGAAGUGAA
Messenger RNA from Capsicum annuum, 4009 nucleotides. Its product is annotated as alpha,alpha-trehalose-phosphate synthase [UDP-forming] 5. Gene Ontology annotation, cellular component: cytosol. Gene Ontology annotation, molecular function: catalytic activity. The transcript is spliced from 3 exons. Gene Ontology annotation, biological process: trehalose biosynthetic process. The record is from RefSeq and is a predicted model, not a curated record. Bases 1201 to 3789 code for a protein of 862 amino acids. Lineage: Eukaryota; Viridiplantae; Streptophyta; Magnoliopsida; Solanales; Solanaceae.